Messenger RNA from Fusarium keratoplasticum, 1950 nucleotides. RefSeq lists its product as uncharacterized. Gene Ontology annotation, molecular function: basic amino acid transmembrane transporter activity. Gene Ontology annotation, cellular component: fungal-type vacuole membrane. The transcript has 5 exons. Gene Ontology annotation, biological process: basic amino acid transport; transmembrane transport. The record is from RefSeq and is a predicted model, not a curated record. The coding region runs from base 1 to 1950 and encodes 649 amino acids. NCBI's taxonomy places the organism in Eukaryota, Fungi, Ascomycota, Sordariomycetes, Hypocreales, Nectriaceae.
AUGAGUCCGUCUCACAAGAGCUCCGUCCCGGGCACGGCUCCCCUAUCGGAUGCGGGCCGCUUCCCCGUGCCGGUGCCGGUCCCCGCGCGCGGCCGGGCCAACAGCGACAACGACGAUGACCAAGACGACGAGGUUGUUGAUCCAAGCGAAUUUCAGGCUCUCUCGAGGUCAUUGACCACGGGAGGUCAUUUUCUACAGCCAGAGUCUAUGGAGAGUGCUAUGCUGAGGCCUAACCCUAACCCUGUAAUUCACCGUGAAGAUGGGGAGGCGUUUUACACGGAUGACGAGGAGGAUGAAGAGGAAGAGGAAGAUGGGGAUGUACCUCAUGAAGAAUCACCCCUUAUACAUCGACGUCACUCAAUUACAGGUCGAUCUAUAGCGUCAAUCGCAACCAAUGGAACAACAGCCUCGUCACCCUUUCUCAACGGCACAUCGACAACACGGUUCUGGUUCAUCUUCUCGCAGAUCCUAGCAGCCUACUUCAUAUCCUGCUUCGACGGCACAAUCAUGGCGUCCUCACACCCGGUGAUCACGUCCUACUUUGGCGCUUCCAACUCUGCCUCGUGGCUCUCGACCGCGUUCCUGCUCACCUCGUCGGCCUUCCAGCCGCUGCUGGGCCGUCUCUCGGAUGCCGUGGGUCGCAAGCCGUUGUUUGUUGGGUGUCUGGGUGUUUUUGCUGUUGCUACUACUUGGUGCGCGCUUGCGGGGAGCAUUGAGAGCUUCAUUGUUGGUAGGGCGUUUUGCGGUCUUGGUGCUGGAGGUGUCAUGACACUGGGCAGUAUCAUUGUGAGCGACCUCGUGCCCAUUGAAGACCGAGGUGCCUAUCAGUCCUACAUCAACAUGAACUACGGCGUCGGCUCAGCCCUAGGCGCCGCAACAGGAGGCGCCAUGGCCGACUACUUUGGCUGGCGAUGGGAGUUUGGCGUCCAGGUUCCCCCGCUGCUUCUGUGCAUGGUGGUCGCCUGGGUCGCCAUCCCAGAUGACCUAGGCAUCGAGGGAGAAAGGAAGGGUGUGUGGCAGGCUCUCAAGGAGUUUGAUGCGAAGGGAUCUCUGCUUCUGACGACGUCUAUUACGUUUGUUAUUCUGGGAUUGAACCUUGGAGGCAACGUUCUACCAUGGUCUCACCCCUUUGUCAUUGCCUCGCUCGUUAUCUUCGCCGUCGUCUUCCCGACCUUCCUCUGGGUAGAAUCAUGGGUUCACAAGCCCAUUAUGCCUCUGUACCUCAUCCGCCACGCCCCCAGAGCAAACCUCAUCUUCUCCAAUGUUAUCGCAGCGCUGCUCGCCAACUCGAUCCUGUUCAACAUUCCUCUUUACUUCCAGGCCGUCCUCCUUACCAGCGCAACCUCAUCUGGCCUUCGUCUUAUCAUCCCGACCGUUGCGUCCUCCUUUACGGGCACCCUUGUCGGCUUCGCUGUAACCUGGACCGGCCGCCUUAAGUGGCCCGUCGUGAGCGGCACCAUCUGCAUCCUCAUCGGAACCAUCGGCCUAUCAGCCCUGCGUCGGGACCUCCCCUCCCCCGUCUACCUCCUCAUCCUUCUCCCCUCGUCCAUCGGCCAGGGUUUCCAGUUCCCCGGUACCUUCAUGGCCAUCCUCGCCGCAUCUGCCCAGACUGAGCAGGCCGUUGUAACAAGCACGCUCAUGUUGUGGCGCAGCCUGGGCAUGGUACUCGGUGUUGCGAGCAGUAGUCUGGUCGUCCAGAACGCCCUGCUGCACUACCUCAACGUCUUUGUCCAGGGUGACGAGCGCGAAGACGUGAUACGCCGCGUGAGGGCUUCGGUGGAGGAGGUUUUGAAGCUGGAGCCUCACUACCGCGAGCAGGUUGUCAAGAGUUACGAGGCAGCGUUGCGGCUGACCUUUGUCUGCUGUACUUUCUUUGCCUUGCUCUCGGUGCUCUUGGUUCUCCCCAUCAAGCUUCCCCGACUUGGUGUGAGAAAGCACAGAUCUAGAUAG